Molecule: messenger RNA, 222 nt
Organism: Cooperia oncophora
Lineage: Eukaryota; Metazoa; Nematoda; Chromadorea; Rhabditida; Trichostrongylidae
Source: the annotation of a GenBank genome assembly
AUGGGAAUCAUUGGAUUUCGACGUCUUAUGCAGUCACGAUGGGGAAAUAUUCUCAAGGAAGGGCACGAGGCGAUCUGGCAAGACAUGGAUCAACCGCUUCCGCAUUAUUUCUGCAAUUCAAGUCACAACACCUAUCUGUCCGGUUUGCAGAUGAAAGGCGAGGCUACGGUUGAGGGAUAUAUCUACGCUCUGAAGAGAGGAGCGCGACUGCUCGAACGUUAG